ACUUGACCCGAAUGACUCAUCGGCUGUCAGCUGCUGCUGGGCGGCGCAGAGCAACCAGGAAGGCACUGAAGUAGUAGUAUGAUGUUUUAGCACAAAAAUAUUACAUUAAUGCUUCAAGAAGCGUCAAAUAGCUCAUAAGGAACCUAAUCAGUGAUUUGUCUUUCCCGGUGCAGUGAUGGAGGAGACAAACAGAGAGGCGGUAGCUACAGCUGUGCAAAGAGUGGCAGGGAUGCUGCAGCGCUCUGACCAGCUGGACAAAGUGGAGCAGUACAGACGCAGAGAGGCAAGAAAGAAGGCAUCUGUGGAGGCCAGGCUUAAGGCCGCUAUCCAGUCUCAGUUGGACGGAGUGCGCACAGGCCUGACACAGCUUCACAAUGCCCUGUGUGACGUCAAGGACAUUCAGAACUCGCUGGCUGAUGUCAGUAAGGACUGGAGGCAGAGCAUCAACACCAUUGAGAACCUGAAGGACGUUAAGGAGGCCGUGGUGCAGCACAGUCAGCUGGCCUCCGCAGUGGAGAACCUCAAGAACAUCUUUUCAGUGCCGGAGAUUGUGCAGGAGACACGUGAGCUGAUUGAGCGUGGUGAGCUGCUGCAAGCACACCGUCGACUCAUGGACCUGGAGUGCACACGAGACAACCUACUUUACGAGCAGCACCGGUUGGACAGCAGGAGCGCGCCCGAGCCAGGGCUCAUUGGAGCCUACUUUGGUGAGGUUCAAGGCCUCUCCGACGAGCUCUCUAAACAGCUGUGGCUGGUGAUGCAGCGUACUCUGGUCACCGUGCGGCGUGACCCUACCAUGCUGGUGUCAGCAGUGCGCAUUAUCGAGCGUGAGGAGAAGGUGGACCGUCGCAUGCUAGAGCGCAACCGGCAGACCUCCUUCCUCCCUCCGGGCCGGCCCAAGCGCUGGAAGAACCGAAUGAGCGAGGUUCUGGAGGGCACAGUGAGCGGGCGAAUCGAGAGCGCGCAGGCCGAGACGCGGCAGUCCGACAAGAUGUGGCUGGUGCGCUUGCUGGAGAUCACACGCCGCUACGUGCUUGACGACCUCCUCAUUGUCAAGAACCUGUUGGUGCAGUGCUUCCCACCACACUAUGACACCUUCCCCCUGUUCCUGGACCUAUAUCACAAAGCCGUGUCCUCACGUGUCCAGGAGCUUGCCGAAGAUGACCUGGAGCCCAACGAGAUUGUGUCUCUGCUCACCUGGGUGCUCAACACGUACAAAAGUGCAGAGAUGAUGGGCCAUGCAGACUUGUCCCCUGAGUGUGACGUCAAGCAGCUGGAGCCUCUGCUGCCUGAGGAUGUGGUAAACCAACUGCUCGGGAAAUACCUGACCACUUUCACUUCAAACAUCACAGGCUGGCUGAGGAAAGCUCUGGAAACAGAUAAGAAGGACUGGCAGAAGGAGACGGAGCCUGAGGCGGAUCAGGACGGCUACUACCAGACCACUCUACCUGCCAUCGUCUUCCAGAUGUUUGAACAGAACCUGCAAGUGGCUGCUCAGAUCAACGAGACGUUUAAAGAGCAGGUGCUGAUGCUCUGUCUGAAACAGAUGAACAGCUUCCUCAUCAGGUACAGGGACGAGGCCAUUGCUUACAAAGAGGAGCAUUUGAAGGAUCGCAAGCUCCCACAGUGCUACGUCCAGUACAUGAUCGCCAUCAUCAAUAACUGCCAGACCUUUAAGGAAUCUAUAAAUAGCCUGAAACGGAAAUACUCACAGUCGACCGAGAACAACCAGAGCGACGACGCCAUCGAAAAAACACUGAAUGAAGUGGCCAAGGACGGCUGCAACUUCUUAUUGGAUGAAGUCUUCCUCGAUUUAGAAAAUCAUCUGAGUGAGCUGAUGACCCGGAAGUGGUUGACCGGCUCUCAUGCAGUGGACACCAUCUGUGUGACCGUAGAGGAUUACUUCAACGACUUCGCCAAAAUUAAAAAGCCUUAUAAUCAGGACAUGACCCGGGAGGCUCACCGGCGCGUGGUCGUGGAGUACCUGAAGGCCGUCAUACAGAAACGCAUCACGUUUAAAAAUGCAGAAGAGAGGAAAGAGGGAGCGGAGAGGAUGAUCAAAGAGGCAGAACAGUUCAGCUUUCUGUUCAAAAAACUCUCUGCUGGAGAGGACACGGACUGGCUGUGUGGCUCCAUCUCUGCUAUAGCCGAGGUGUUCAAGCUGACUGACCCCACUCUUCUCUUCCUGGAAGUGUCCACACUGGUUUCCAAGUACCCUGACAUCAGGGAGGAACAUAUCGUGGCUUUGCUGGCGGUCAGAGGCGAUGCCAAUCGUGACAUGCGGCAGAUGAUCAGCGAGACGCUGAACCAGAGCAAACCGCCCUUCUCCCCCAACACGAAGCCCAUCUUCAAAGAGAUCACCGUGCCAACCAUCUCAGCCAUGACCGCAAUGGCGGUGCCUAAACUGUUAAAAUAACCCACUAAGCCCUGACCCGUGACCCGUAUGGCAUUAUACCUUAAUGAAACACUUCAAAUCAGGAAGGAUGACGUUGCCGUUUUCAUUUUCUCCUUCAAACACUAAACGAUCUUCCGCCUCCUUCCCUCAUUGCGCACACGAAAACCGUAUAAUUUCAUCAACAACUCUUAAGCUUCUGGAUGAUGAUCCUUUUGGGAAAGAAAUCAAGCCACAGCCUGACCUUCAUGCCACAGUUUUUGUUUUUUUUCCCCUCAGGAUCUGGCUGUAAUGCUCGCGCUUCCUGUUUACUUGCGUGACUUGAUGAUUUCUUCAUGAUGUGUGAAACAGAGCAACACUGAGUGCAUGAAACAUACCAAUGCUGUAAAGUUAAUAAGAGCCACCAUAGACCAAAAAAAAGGAAGCGAUACAGAUUAAUAAAAUAAUUAACAAUA
This is a messenger RNA of Tachysurus fulvidraco (yellow catfish), 2847 nucleotides long. RefSeq names its product exocyst complex component 3 (gene exoc3). Bases 176 to 2416 code for a protein of 746 amino acids. The record is from RefSeq and is a predicted model, not a curated record. Gene Ontology annotation, molecular function: SNARE binding. Gene Ontology annotation, cellular component: exocyst. The transcript has 13 exons. NCBI's taxonomy places the organism in Eukaryota, Metazoa, Chordata, Actinopteri, Siluriformes, Bagridae. Gene Ontology annotation, biological process: exocyst localization; exocytosis.